AAGGGGCGCUAAGAAGGACAGUACAGUUUUGAUUGUGUUUAUCUAUCAUUUUCCCAAUUUUGUUUGUUAAGAUCUAACAACUUCAUAGAGAACUUAUUUUCAAGCCCAUAUACAACCAAACAGGGACAAGAAAUUCCAAUUCUAAUCUCUGGUUUAACAAAUCCUACAAAGCAACAAACACUACUCGCAGAUAGUAACCUUCGAACAAUCCACCCCGCCGCCACCAUGGCAACCAUACCUGGUAGCUAUACUCUGUCCGCAAAUGUUUUCACAAUCUAACCAUUACUGUAGUUAUUAUCAAGCAUCAGGGGAAGAAAUACGAUGUUGAGCUCGAUCCUACAUCCAACGGCGAAACGUUGAAAUACCAGCUCUAUUCCCUCACUGGUGUUGAGCCAGAACGUCAAAAGAUUUUGGUCAAAGGUGGCCAACUUAAAGAUGACACCGACCUCUCGAAGAUUGGUGCCAAGCCAGGUCAGACAUUUAUGAUGAUGGGAACACCUGCAGAAGGAGGAACAUUCUCUAGACCGAAGGAAGCAGUUAAAUUUGUUGAGGACAUGACCGAAGCAGAAGCUGCACAACAAGUAGGCGCAACGCCGGCUGGAUUGCAGAACCUGGGAAAUACCUGUUAUCUCAACUCAUCUCUACAAACUCUCAGAGUAAUUCCAGAAUUGCAAAAUUCGCUGCAGAAAUACACACCGGAUGGGCAAAGUGGCUCUAAUCUGCUCGGUGGAUUUGGACUUGGACCUUUGGAUUUGACAGCUGCGAUGCGAGAUUUAUACAAGCAGAUGUCAGAAACACAAGACGGGUUCCCACCACUUAUGUUCCUCAACGCUCUACGACAAGCGUUCCCACAAUUCAACGAGAAAGCGAAGAAUGGACAUGGCUUCGCGCAACAAGAUGCCGAAGAAGCCUGGACGCAAAUCCUCCAGGUACUACGAUCAAAAUUGAAGAUUAAAAAUGAAGGUGGCAUCCUCGGAGGGUCUUCAUCUGCUGAAGUCUCUUUUGUCGACAAAUAUAUGGCUGGAGCAUUCAAAUCUGUUACUGAGUGUGAUGAGCCAGCGGCAAAGGAUGGAGGUGAACAACCGGUCCAUGGAGAAGAUGUUUUCUUGAAGCUGGAUUGUCACAUUAGUGGCGCAACCAACCAUCUCCGGGAUGGGAUCGUUGCAGGAUUGGAGGAGAAGAUUGAAAAGAGAUCCGAAGUUCUUGGUCGCGAUGCAAUCUACACCAAGAAAUCGAAAAUUUCACGCCUGCCUAAAUAUCUUACUGUCCAUUUCGUCCGAUUCUUCUGGAAACGCGAGGCUCAAAAGAAAGCAAAGAUUAUGCGCAAGGUCACAUUCCCUGAUGAACUGGACGUCGUUGAAUUCUGUACGGAUGAGCUCAAGCAAAUGUUGAUCCCUGUUAGAGACAAGGUUCGUGAGGUACGAAAGGAAGAGGAAGACGUUGAACGUGCUCGCAAGCGUCAAAAGCGUCUCCAUGAUAAAGAAGAGGCUGACAAAAAAGCUGGCCUUGUUGACGAAACACCUUCAUCUUCAUCAAACAAAGACGAGAAGAAGGAGACUAAAUCCAAAGAUGGCGAUACUGAAAUGGAGGAGGUUGUUUAUAAGACCGACGCGGAGAUUGAUGCCGAAAAGACCGCUGCAAUCUUGGAAGCCAAGAAGGAGUUACACGCAUUGAUCAAUCCUGAGCUUGCCAAGGAUGAUGGGGCGAACAAAUCUGGUCUUUACGAACUUCGUGGCAUUGUUACCCAUCAAGGUUCCAGUGCAGAUAGUGGCCACUAUACUUCAUAUGUCAAGAAGCAAGGACCACUUGAUCCCAAGACAGGCGUACGUGGUGAGGAAGAUGGAAAAUGGUGGUGGUUCAAUGAUGACAAGGUAUCGGAGGUUGAACCUGAGAAGAUCGCUACUCUUUCUGGUGGUGGAGAAUCUCAUUCUGCGCUCAUCUUGCUUUACAAGGCCAUUCCUUUGCCUACCGCUGAAGGUCUCAACCAGUAAAUUUCAGAUGAUUGCUUUGGAGAUGAGGGAUUGCAUAGAUAGUGAGCGAAAAUGUGUGCAUUGUACGUGGUGGGAAAUAAAGUAGCGAUGAAUAACGAGAGACCACGAUUAUGAGAACGAGAUACAGGAUUAGAAUUUAAAAACCUAUGGUAUCAUGUUAUCUUUUCAUCUGAUAUCAUAUGAUUUUGUGCUAUGCA
Sclerotinia trifoliorum is the source of this 2188-nucleotide messenger RNA. The record is from the annotation of a GenBank genome assembly. Lineage: Eukaryota; Fungi; Ascomycota; Leotiomycetes; Helotiales; Sclerotiniaceae.